Electrophorus electricus (electric eel) is the source of this 3707-nucleotide messenger RNA. Its product is annotated as calpain-9. Gene Ontology annotation, cellular component: cytoplasm. Gene Ontology annotation, biological process: proteolysis. Gene Ontology annotation, molecular function: calcium-dependent cysteine-type endopeptidase activity; calcium ion binding. Lineage: Eukaryota; Metazoa; Chordata; Actinopteri; Gymnotiformes; Gymnotidae. The record is from RefSeq and is a predicted model, not a curated record.
UUCCAGUCCUUAGUUUCGUUUUCAACGCCCGUCAUUGCUUUCACCUGCUCCUUGUUUAUAGUCUUGUUAGCUUUGUAUAUUUAAACCGUGUCACUGCAUAUUAGGUUUGUUGGUCAUUUCGCUGUAUUUUCGAUGUUCUGACUUUGCCUCGCUGGUGGUUUCGCUAUAAUCGUUCUUUGUCUUUCAAGUUAAGUUACUCUUUUCGUUUACUAUUGUUAUUCUCUCGUUAGCGUUAUCUCUUGUUUGGUGCCUUCUUUGUCGGUAUUGCCUUCCGGGUUCAUGUUCGUUGUUGAUUCUGUCCACUGUACGUUAUCUCUGUGUACUUUCCUAAGUUUCUUUCCUGAUCUUUAAUCACACGUCGUAGUCUAGUCUCUUUGCUCCCUUUAGGUUUCUUUCCCCUUAGUUAACUCAUACAAGUGUUUGGUUGUUCUCAGGUAUGUUACCUGUAACUUGGUCUUGGUCACUGUUUACCGUGUGUGUGUGGUGUUUGUUAUUAAACUAGUCAUUUAUUUACGUUUUGUCCUGAUUAUCAUUUUUGCUAUAUUAUGGAAAGGAAUGAUGCAAAGGUGAGCUGUUGUGUAAAUAAAACAUGUUUGUUGACACGAAGACCGAAACACGAUUAACACUAUCGAUACGCGUGAAACAAGGAUUCCAACAAAGGACAAUUACGGAAUAGGACAUUAAAUACACACACUAAAAGGUCGAUUAACAAGGGACCUUCCUCGAGGGCUUCCAUUAUUGGAGAAAAGAAAUUUGCGACAGAAUAUUUACUAACAUGUUAAUUCGCAUUUGUGGUUAUAUCCACGGGUUUCAUGGUGGAUAAAGUUAAAGGUGCAUCUUUAACUGACGAGGGAACGCGCAGGCCGUGAUUGGCGUGGAAGUUUCGGACGCAAUUUAAAUCAUUGAGGAACCCGAAUAAUUACAGUACACGACCUCCUCGUGUAUAAUCUCGGCCUUGAAAGUGUUUAAAGUAAUUUAUCUGGCACUGAGAUGAUGGACUGUUAAAAUCAAUGGCUAUAAAAUCACUUUUCAUUACUUGGAUGGAAACUGAUGAAACGCAAAAUUGCAAGUGUGUUUAAGUGGCAUGGCUCUAUUAAAUGAGAAAUGUUUGUUUGAACUGGUGUGAGGUGAAGCCUGUAUAUGGCUUAUUUGUGUGGCUGUUCGUUAAAAGGGCUUUUUAUCGGAUUGAAUACUCGACCUGGCGACGGUUAUGCCUUGUGCCAAAGUAUGCAGGGCCCAGGUGUGGUUACAUACCCACGAGCUUUCUAGUUAGAAGGAGGAGUCAGUAGUAAGGUAAAAUAUUUUAAAUAGGAAGGCAAGUCCAGACAGCUUGUUUUUUGGCAUGUAAAUGUUGCAGGCUUAAGAAUUCCUGGAAGUUAAGUGUUCAAUGGUAGCACACACUGAGUUUUUAAAAAUAGCCUACCGCAUAAAUAACACCAACUCGCUACGGAAUGUUUAAAACAAAGAAAGAACCUAGUGCACUCGCCAAGACCACGGAUUUCAGAAGAUGGGCUCCAGGCGGCGGCCCCUCGAAGGAUGGGCUUUUCGUGGAUUCAGCAUUCCCAGUGUGGGAAAUUCUAUUACGUUCUGAUGUGGAGUGGAGGCGACCCAAGAAUAUCUGCAGUUUUCCUCAGUUCAUUGUGAAUGGAGCGACACGGAUGGAUAUCUGCCAGGGAGUUCUGAGUGACUGCUGGUUCUUGUCUGCAGUAGCAUCUGUAUCUCUGUAUCCAUCUCUCUUGAAUCAAGUGGUGCCUGUGCGUCAGAGCUUUCAGCAUGGCUACACUGGAUGCUUCUCCUUCUGGUUCUGGCAGUAUGGAGAGUGGGUGGAGGUAAAGGUAGAUGAUCUUCUCCCCACACAGCAGGGUGAGCUCAUUUACCUGCACUCCUCUCAGAGGAACGAGUUCUGGAGUGCCCUCUUGGAAAAAGCAUAUGCCAAACUGAAAGGAGGCUAUCAGGCCCUAAAUUUGGGAUUCCCUCAUGAGGCCAUGGUGGACAUGACUGGCGGAAUUACUGAGGCAUUCAUGGUGGCAACCCUCCCCCAGGCUCUGGCCUCCUUCUUGCGCCCCCUGCUGGCCAAAGGAGCUCUCAUCAACUGCGCCAACUCACUGGGUCCUAUGGAGAAGAGAAAUGAUUUGGGCAUUAUGUUCAGACAUGCUUACUCUGUGACGGGUCUUGAGACAGUUAAAACUACGCUUGGACCUGUUGAGCUUGUGCGGGUUCGGAACCCCUGGGGUAAAGGGGAGUGGGAGGGUCCUUGGAGUGACUGCAAUGGGCCAGAGUGGAGAACUGUCAGUAAAGAAGAGCAGAGGCGUCUGGAAAGAGUUGCGGUAGACGACGGGGAAUUCUGGAUGUCUCUGUCAGAUUUUCGGCAGAACUUUGAGAUAAUGGAGGUGUGUCACCUAAGUAAUGAGACGCUAAGUGAGGGUGGAACCAUCAAGAGGCCCUGGCAUUGCAAAAUGUAUCAUGGGUUCUGGGAGCCCAAGCUCUCAAUGGUUCAACAUGUCCCUCAGUUCCGCCUGACUCUGCUGGAAGAGGAUGAUGACCCAAAUGACUCUGAGCUCACCUGCUCCUUCCUGCUGGCACUGAUGCAGAAACACACAAGGCAGAGAGGAAUAAUGCUGCCCAUUGCCCUGAGUGUAUACCAGGCUCGAUCUGAACGUGACUUCCUUUCCUCUCGGGAGUUAUCUUUGCUCUGCCCUGUGCUCAGCACCCAUGGUUACCUGCAGCAACAGGAGAUUGUGAUUCGUGAUCGCCUGGCACCUGGUCAUUACAUCAUCGUUCCGUCCACCUCAGAGAAAAGCCAGACAGGAGAAUUCCUCCUGAGAAUACUGACAGAGAAGGGCAAUAAUGCUAUACCAGCUCAAAUUCCCAGUAGCAGUACUGCAAGCCUACCUAAACAGCCAAUGUCAGUCUCCCUCAGAGGACUGCCCCCUAUCUCAGAGGCCCAGAAACUGUUUAGGAAGCACUGCAAUAAGAAGGGAUGUUGUGGGCCACUGGAGCUGUACAACCUGCUAACUGAAGUAAUUACAAGAGAGGUGUUAGCUGGCAGUGAGAAGAAGCUGUGCUUGGAGCACUGCAAAACCUUUGUGGUCCUCAUGGACAACAGAGGACUGGCCCAGCUACAAUGGACUGAGUUUCAGGCACUGUGGGAAAAAUUCAGGAAGUGGACGAAUAUAUUUCUGAAAUUUGACACAAAUAAGUCUCAGUCACUGGACUGCCUGGAAAUCUCCCCAGCUCUGACAGAAGCAGGCAUAGAGGUGGAUGAAUUUGUACUGCAGCUGAUUGGACUGCGCUAUACUGACCCCGAUAUGACAGUUAGCUACCCAGGAUUCCUUUACCUGCUCAUGAAACUGGACAGCAUGAUCCGAAAGUUUCAGUCUUUCGAUAUGGUGGGGAUGGGUACCAUUUCAGUCAACUGCAGACAGUGGCUGCACAUUACCAUGUACAACUAAGAUCAAACCUGGACACGAGACUUCAAGAGGGGAUGUCCAAUCUUAAUCGCAUUUCAGUGUUUUAUAUGUAAACAUUAUGAGGCAUUGUGUCUUGUGCAUAGACUGGGACUCGGGGGAAGCAGCGCAACACUUAUGUAUGUGUAACCAUAUCAGCGCUACAUUAGUGGUAGAUUGUUAAAUCUUAACAAAUUACAGUUGCAAUGAUUUAAAAUCUUAUUCUCUGUCCUGAUUAAACUUUAAUACUAACAUUUCAAA